Coniosporium apollinis CBS 100218 is the source of this 2124-nucleotide messenger RNA. RefSeq lists its product as uncharacterized. Bases 1 to 2124 code for a protein of 707 amino acids. Lineage: Eukaryota; Fungi; Ascomycota; Dothideomycetes. The record is from RefSeq and is a predicted model, not a curated record. The transcript has 2 exons.
AUGGCGUCCUACCGAUAUGAACCGCUCCGAAGUGCGUCACAGGAGAUUCGACUUGUUCAUCUUCUACCCGGCAGGUUUGAGGACGACAUCAAAAUCCGAAUCCUCCAUUCGCCAUUUCCCCUGCCUGCCACACCUCCACCAAAGGCAAAGAACUUCCAGGUUGACUCUGUCCGGACCUUGGUCUCUCGGCCUUGGGAAAUAGAAGAAACCGAAAGCGGCUACUUCAUGAUAUUCAACGUUGUCACUGGUGAAGCGCACCCUCUCCUAACCGUUGCAUCACCUCUUGAGGAGACUUCAGAAUACCAGCCGCGAUACGAGGCUUUGUCAUACACCUGGGGAGAUGCUGAUGUCUCGGAAUUCGGUCAGGUUGAGGAUAGCCAAGGCAGUGGCGAGCCUUCCGCGACAUUGGGGUUGCGUCCCAACCUGGCCUCCGCGCUCCGCUACUUGCGCCACUCAGAUGAGACGCGGGUCUUAUGGAUCGACGCCAUAUGCAUUAACCAAGAAGAUAUCGAAGAGCGCAAUGAACAGGUGAAGAGGAUGACAAACAUCUACACACUAGCCCAGCGGGUGAUAGCUUGGCUUGGCGAGGAGUCCAACAACAGCAAGCACGCACUCGCAACACUACAGCAUAUCGGGCGGCAACUCGAAGCAACGAAGAGCGGCCGAAUCAUUGCCGCACCCGACGCCACGGAGCCUCACCUGUGGAGGAAUGACCACGCGCCGUCCUUCGAUCAGCGGACCUGGCAAGCUUUAAUCAAUUUCGUGGAACGCGCGUGGUUUUACAGGCUCUGGUGCUGGCAAGAGAUCAAGCUAGGCAGCUGGCACGCGUUUCUUCAAUGCGGCGGUGAUACGAUACCGUGGAAUGAUUUUUGGCUGGCGGUGCUCUGUCUACACAAUAAAGACAGUUUACCUUCGAUGCGGUUUCGUGAGCGAUGCCGGCAUAUCGUCUUCCUUAAACAUGACGCUGCGGGCCACUCGAUGAGCAAUAUCCUGGACGUCAGUCGAAGCAAGGGCUGUGCUAAUCCAAGAGAUAAAAUCUACGGACUCCUGGGCAUCACACCAACAUACUUCAGCUCCAGUAUCGUGGUUGACUACCUACGACCCGUCGAGGACGUGUAUAAGGAGGCAUUCCUGACGCAUUUGAAUGCAACAAAACGGUUGGAGCUGCUGAAACAUUGUGAUCUAGCCAACCGCCAAAUCGGGGGACCGUCGUGGGUGCCCGACUGGUCUAAGACAGAAUUUGCAGCUCCAGUUCUGAGCGAGCAGCUUUCUUCUGGAAUCUCACGGGCAUGGUUUACAUACGCAGAACCGGACGUGCUCGAGGUCGUCGGAAAACAGUAUACCACGAUUAAGACUGUCAGCGGGAUGGCUUCCAUGGUUGAGGAGGAGACGCUGCUGGCGGUUGGAGAUUGGUUCCAGCAUUUGCCAAACAAAGGCACUUACGUCACGGGUGAGACUAUGGAAGCCGCGUUUGCCCUGACACUUUGCAUGAACCGGACGAGAGAACGGCACCCGUACAGCCAUUUCUUGAGCAUUCCGGAAUGGGUCGGUAUGCUCCGCAAUAUUCUGUGCCUGACUGCCACCUCUCAGGAUGACACAAUAUACUCCGCAAGAGAGACCACAAACACAAUACAGAAGAUUCGCGGUCGCCGGGUUUUCACUACUGAGACUGGGCACAUUGGCACAGCUCCAGCUGGUGCUCAAACUGGGGACUCAGUUUGCCUUAUCUUAGGGACUUACGCCCCCAUGGUCUUGCGUCGGACUUCAUCUGGCCAAUUCCAUGUCGUGGGAGAAUGUUAUGUGCAUGGCCUCAGUGACGCUGUUGGCAUCCUUGGGCCACUGCCAGACCACUGGGAGACAAUUAUCAAAGGAGAUGCCUUGGGAAGACCAACGCAACGUUUUGUUCACCUCAGGGACCACAAGGAGACUUCAAAUGACCCACGGCUGGAACCCUUGCCAUGGAAUUGGGAGCGAGCGACGUACGAAAGACUUGCUGAUGAUCCGGCCAUAUUUGAAAGAUUCAGGAAUCUCGAAACCGGUGAACUGGUGAACUACGAUCCGCGGUUGUUUCCGGAGGUGCUCGAGGCUCGCGGGGUUGAGCUUCAGUCCUUCAGGCUCGCCUGA